Drosophila virilis is the source of this 1110-nucleotide messenger RNA. RefSeq names its product venom protease. The record is from RefSeq and is a predicted model, not a curated record. Gene Ontology annotation, molecular function: serine-type endopeptidase activity. Lineage: Eukaryota; Metazoa; Arthropoda; Insecta; Diptera; Drosophilidae. Gene Ontology annotation, biological process: proteolysis.
AUGCGCUGCUUUUUGGCUCUGCUCACGGCUGCGCUCAGCUGCUUGGCUUUGGGCCAGCGUUUGCCCAUGAAUCAGCCGAUGUUCUUUCCCCGGGAGCAGGACAUUGUUUUUCCGGGCACCAAACAGUUCGAUACACUGUACAAAAUAAGCGAUUUUCAGCUUGUGGGCAGACCCGACAAUAGCCUGGAGCUGCCGGAGCCGCCCGCCCGCCAGCUAAAUCCGCAUGCCUAUCGGCCGGGUCAACCCUUUCCGCCGCCGCCAAAUGGUCGUCGGCACAAGAAGCGCAAAAACAGGCCGCGGCGCCUCUGCGAGCGAAAGUACUCCGAGUAUGUGGAGCGCAUAUUUCCCAACGAUACGGCCGUAACGGAAGACGCCAACGAUGAAGAUUUCGAUGGACGCGUACUCGCUCGGCCUGGUGAAUACCCUCACAUGGCAGCGCUCGGCUUCGCGACGAACUCCGAAAAAAUUGACUACAAAUGCGGCGGCAGUUUGAUAAGUGAGAACUUUGUAUUGACUGUGGCCCAUUGCACCGAGGUGGAGGGCGCCGCGCCGAAAUGGGUGCGAAUCGGCGGACUGAAUCUGUUGAUCGAUGAGGCGCGGGUUAAGCCGCAGAACUUUGGAAUUGAAAGCAUAUCCAAGCAUCCCGAUUACAAAGUGGACUCUUACUACAAUGAUAUCGCACUUUUAAAACUGGAGAGAGAUGUGAUCUUUGGCACGGGCAUGACAUAUCGCUUGACCCAUCUGACUGCGACCAUUGUGCCCAACGAGGAGUGCAACCGGGAUCUGCCCGUUUUCGCAGAGACGCCCAAUGGCAUUAUAGACAGUCAAAUAUGCGCUCAGGACUUCGUUCAAAAUCGGGACACCUGCCAAGGCGACUCGGGCGGUCCGCUCCAGCUGAAUUUGCCGGGUCGCCGACAUCAGCACAUUCAUUAUCAUCUUAUUGGCAUCACCUCCUUCGGCGUGUUUUGCCGCAGCAGCUACCCAAGUGUCUACACCCGUGUAUUUACGUACCUGGACUGGAUCGAAGAAGUCACGUGGGGUGAUCCAGAAAACUGAAUCUAAUUUAAGACGAUUUCUAAAUUAUUUUAUAAUUCACAAAUAAAAAUAGAA